Messenger RNA from Ruditapes philippinarum (Manila clam), 5384 nucleotides. RefSeq lists its product as uncharacterized. Bases 217 to 3972 code for a protein of 1251 amino acids. The record is from RefSeq and is a predicted model, not a curated record. The transcript has 6 exons. Lineage: Eukaryota; Metazoa; Mollusca; Bivalvia; Venerida; Veneridae.
AUUACCUGCACAUAAUUGUUAACAGGUAGGUACACACCGGGAACUUGACUUCCUUUAUUGAUCUGAAUUCUAUAAAUUAUCGAUAACAACCUGACGUCAAAUAGAAAAUAUUAACCCUGUUACAAGCUAUUACAUUGGAGAUCGAUAUACCAAGAUGGCCGAAGUAAGCCCAGGGUGACAUUUAUGAUAAAAUCACGAUUUUGACAGAGUAUCAAGAUGGCACAUCAACUUCAAUUAGAAAACAAAAAGUAUAGACAGUGGGUCAAGGCAGUUUUGGGAUUUAGAUAUUUAGCCGACGGGCUUGCGCCAUUCUGUAAUGACUUAGCUAUCAAACAGCAUCAGCAUAUCCGAGAUAGUAUUCAACAAUCAAAAUCUAUACCACCGACUGUAACAUGUGGAACCUGUCAAGUUGAAACUCUGAAGCCAGACCACAAAAAAGUAAUGAAUGCUGGAAAAAGAGAGUGUCCUCUUGGACAAGUCAAAUGUAGCUGUUUCUUUCCUAAGGACAAAAAUGCUGCUUGUCCAGAGAACAUAUGUGGCGCCAUAUAUGACUAUAUCAUAAAGAACUGUGCAUCCACACCACCUGCACCGAAUUGGAAAAACACCAAUGCCCAGCAGUGGUCAGUACAUCCAUGGAGCAUUUGUAAAUGUUUUAUAGAUGCUCCUGGGUACAAGGAAAAACCAUCUGCGUAUGACACUGAUUGUGCAGGGUUAAUACAUGUUAUUUUAAACAACAUUUAUUUUCAUAGUCACUUUGGAUGCAAUUUUACAGGAUCAAACAUCUUUACAAAGGUACGAAAGUGUAGAAAUGAGAUUUUUCAUUCAAGCUGUACGGAAUUAGAGGAAAAUGAUGCUAAUUCUUACAUAGAUGAUAUGAUUGCAAUUCUAAAAGAUAGUAAGGAACUCGAAAACCGCCCGGAGUCUCAACAAGCAAUAACAAUGCUCGAAAAUCUGAAGCAGAAAGACUUCAUAAUUACUACUGAUUGCCUUGAGAAAAUUCUGCAACAAAUUAAAGAAGAAAUGGCAAAAGAUCGGAAAUCAACAAAUGAAGAAUAUGAGGAGCUGAAAAAGAAGUUAACUGACAUUGAAAGACUACUAUGUAAAGAAAGGGAGGGAAAACUAGAAGUUGAAAAAGAACUUGGGGAUUUGAAAAAGAAAGUUUCUGAUCUUGAGACAGUGGUUUCCGAGCAGAAAGAGAAAAUAAAAAAGAUUACGAAAGAAAAUUCCACGAAUCAAAGUCAGUCAGACUUGGAGAAGGCCAAAUUAGAAUUUAAAAAGCAGCUGAUAGAAAAAUAUCGCAAAACUCUAUUGCAAGUUUCAACAACACCUUUACUACCAAGAGGUCAGAAAUGUAGCUUUAGAGAAAUUUAUGUUAGGCCAACUAUAACAAGUGAAAUAAAAGGAGAUCAAGGAGUGAUUAAAGAAAUAGAAAUAUCGUCAAUGUCAGAGAUCUUCAUAAAGAAUGGAGUCCCUCUGAAAUCUAUAUAUGUUGUUGGAGAUGCUGGGUCUGGGAAGAGUAGCUUUUGUAAGUAUUUGAUCAACUGUUGGUGUAUGGCACACAGUGACGAACAACAUGUAGACGACAGAUUUAAUGAUAUUGAACCAAUGAAGAAAUUUGAUUUCAUGUUUUUCAUUUCUCUCAGACACAAUCAAGACAUAGAUAUUGUCCGUGAUAUGCUUAAAAGUCAGUAUGAUAAUGAACUUUUAAGCAAAGUCCUUGAAAAGGACUCUGCAAAGAUUAUGAUUUUGCUUGAUGGCUUAGACGAAUGGUCUACUGAAAGGAAGACAUGUGAUCAAUUCCAGACCAUUGGUCUGCCACAGCAGGAUCUUUCCAAGGAUUACACAAUCGUAACAACGUCUCGGCGUUGGAAGAUUCACAACUUAGGAAUAGGUUACUCAGAGAUUGAGCAGUUACUGAAUCUAAAAGGAUUUGACGUAGAUAGUGAGAAAUUUAUGGUAAAAAACACAGUCUUACAAUUGAAUGCAAGAAGACGUGAUUGUAAAGAGGCUAGUGCUUGUGAGAAAAGGCUAAGAGAAAAGUCUUUGGUCACUUUGAAACAAAUUCCAAUUAUGCUUCAACAAUUAAUAUGUUUAUGGUUUGAUGGAAAGCUGGACAAAACAUCAAGGUGUGCAAUCUACGCCAGUAUGUUGGAACUUUUCUUUACCUGGAAUGAAUUGAAAACUACAGGAACUUGUACAGAAAGUAAGAAGGAUUCUCAGGAGGUCAAACUUCCUCAGUAUUUAACAGCUAAGAACAAAUGUAAAAUAAACAGCCAUCUCAUAUAUGAUGUGUCACAGUUGGCUUACGAGACAUUGUUUAAUUGUCCUAAGGUAAAGUCUUUGACAUAUGACAUUUCUGUGUUUAACGAAUUAAACAUAUCUGAUGAAGUUCGAGAAAGGUGUAUGAAACUUGGAAUUCUGACAGAAGAUGAAUGUCCAAGUUUAUCUGUAUCUGAACCACCGGGGUUGUUGUUCUCUUUUAUUCACAAAUCGAUGCAAGAAUUUCUGGCUGCGGUGAACAUUGCUAUCAAAUUCAUAACUGAAGAAGGUUCACCCGAGAGUAGAGAAAAUGUUAAAUUAGACAGGUGUUCUCAGUUUGUUAAAGAUGUUUUCCAGAAAUGUUCAACAGUAAAUAACAUAUUAGAGCAGUCAAAUGUUAUCAUAAUGCUAUGUGGUCUAGAGCCUAGAUUAGCAACAGAUGUUUCAAAAUACAUAUAUGAUAUUGUGUCAAAUGACCAAAAGGAAUACAGAACAAUAAAUAGUGAUCUUAGUUGCAUAAGUAAUAUUCAAAAACUUAUUGUUGAGUCAAUAGAAGAAUGCAAUGCAUCUGUUACAGAGAAUCGUCCUGUAUUUUAUAUAGGAAAUUUGGUUAUAACUAGUAACAAUGAAAUUGUUUGUUCAAGUAUUGAUCAAAAGCAAAUAGCUCCUGACUAUGUUCGUUCUAUUUCUGUAUAUGACAUUAACACCAGAAUUUUUUUAUUUUCUGAGCGUUUAUCAAAGUUUCAGCGUCUACAUAGAAUUGACAUAAAAUAUGACCAAGGAUUGUCGAGUACACAGAGUAAUAAACAGGUGAAUGAUAAGGUUAACGACUCUGUUGCUGGCACAAUUAAAGUGAAUGCCUCAACAUUAAAAUCUCUGUCUCUUGAUGGGAAUUUUCUUAGUGAAAGAAUGAAACCAGUGUGUAAAACAACUAUAAGUUGUCUACCCAGUGUGACCAAUCUUGUAGCAUUAAGAAUGAGAUAUAUAACAAUGAGUCAUAUUGAUACUAUUGCAUUUUGUAAUUUUCUUGCGGGAAACAGUCAUCUUGAAGAAAUACAUCUUGAAAAAAUUAAAUGUGAGUGUAGUGAGCACCAUGAUGUAGAUCUAUCAAAACAUAAACAGCUUCGCUAUCUUCAUGUGGCUGCUGGCAUUGAUGUGACAUAUGCUAAUACUACAAGCCUUGAAGUAUUCAGAUUUGAGACAUUGGAUAAUGGUAAUCAUGAGAAAGUAUUUGAUAUUAUUAGAAAAUCUAACAAAUUGAAAGAACUUAUGUUGUCUGUAGGUGUGUCUAAUAAUUCUCAAUUAUAUUCUCCAAAUGUAACAGGGAGACUUGCCUCAGUACUUUCAUUAUUACACAAUCUCAGUAAGCUUGAGUUAAGUAGAUUUAAUUUGACUGACAAUUUAAUAAAGUUCCCUUUUGAAAUGAAAAGUUUGAAGCACAUUGAGCUGUUUAUGGUGAAAAUGAGCUUGACAACAUGGCGGAAGUUUGUUGAUAGACUUCCUGACAUUCCUCAUACUGUGAAUGUGAUUGUAUCAUAUUGUUGUAUAACAAGUGAAGGUGAGGAGUGUAAUAUUGAUAUGUCAACACUGGAACCGAAAGAAUUUAGAGGCGGAAGGGAAAGUGAUGCAAUGCAGCAUGUAAAAGAUAAGGGGCAAUCUUUCGUUGUUAAAAAUGAUGAUUUAAAUCUCUUCUUAUUUUCAACAAACAAUUGACGUGUUUCUAUGGUGGAUUGUUAAACAUUUCAAUAAAAAGGCUGCGUUUGGAAAAAAAUAAAAGUUGUGUAUAUAUUUAAAAGAAGAAAAUGUAUUGAAUCUUGAUAAGAAGGGGAUAAAUCAGAUAGUCAUUUAAUGUUUAUAGAGAUGGUGAUUUAGAAACUUACGAAUCACAUUGAAGAUUCCAUAAUAACCGCCUUAUGAACACAUCUGCGAUUGUUUCAAAAUUUUACCUGUUCGUAUUAAAUGUUGAAUUUUGCUUAUAAGUUGCUGGUUGCUUGCAGUUACCACUACCUUCAAUGAACAGGCUCAAUCAAACCGAGCCUGCAACAUUUUCAAUGUUGUCGUGUUGGGCAUUCUUUAGGGAUUCUGUUUUUUUUCUAUCUAAUUUAAAUCAAGUAUAAGAUAAGUAUUAUGCGUACUGUUUUAAUAAACAAAAUCAGAGAAGGAAUGCAAUUCAUUGUCAUAUAAUAUAUUGAGUAGGGGACAGUUAUGAAAUGUUGACAGAAAUAGUAAAUGCCUUUUUUAUAUAUUUUCAACAAAAAAUGAGAAACUGGGAAUAUGUUAUACAUGUAUAAACACGUGUUAGAUAAAACAUAAGAUGUUAAAUAUUAUGUAUUUUUGAUAAAUAUGAAUAAUCGGAAUGGUUACUGUUGAGCAAUUUAUUCAAAAUGAAUUUUUCUAUAAAAAACAAAAAAUACUCAGAAAUAUUUGAAUUAUGUUUAAAAACAUUAUAUGUUCUUGUUUUCACAAAAAAAUAAUAUAUAUGAAUAGAUAAUAUAAAAUUUAAAAUAAUGUGCAAAGCAAUGUUAAACGGAAAAUUUAGAAACACAAUUUAAGGAGUAAUAGACGGAUAUAUAACGUCGCUUGAAAAAGCUCACAUCUACAGAACUUUCAUGUUAAAUAUUUGAGGUAAUAGAGUUACGUAAUUUACUUUUUAUGUAAGUUGGCAAAUGAGAGAAGAUGUAUUAAAAAUUAUUUAUUUAUUGUUUAGAUGAUAUAGAUCCCUGUGAAAUGAAAUAUAGAAUACAUGAUUUAUUUUUGUUUUGAUGAUACAGAUCCCUGUGUUGUCAUAUAUAGGACACACGAUUUAUAUAUUGUUUAGAUGAUAUAGAUGCCUGUGAAAUGAAAUAUUGAACACUAUUUAUUCAGUGUUUAGAUGAUACAGACCCCUGUGAUGUGAUAAACUAAACACAUGAUUUAUAUAUGUUUUACUUGUGAUAUGAUAUACAGGACAUAUGAUUUAAAUAUUGUUUAGAUGAUACAGAUCCCUGUGGUGUCAUAUAUAGGACACACGAUUUAUAUAUUGUUUAGAUGAUAUAGAUUCCUGUGAAAUGAAAUAUUGAACACUAUUUAUUCAGUGUUUAGAUGAUACAGAUCCCUGUGAUGUGAUAAACAGCACACAUGAUUUA